AUGGCGUCCAUAUUAGGAUCAUCAUCUCCAGAUGUCUCUCCAACUACCUCUGCACCUCAAAAUGGUCUACCCGGCCUUCGAGACAGCUUCCCGCUCUCAUUGUCUUCUUCUUCUCCGAAUGGGGGGGGAGGGGGAGGGGGAGGGGGCGGCGGCGGCGGAACUGGAGGGGGUAGUGGCGGCGGCGGCGGAAGUCAUUCAAAUGGAGGGGGAAGUACAGUAACAGGAAAUGGCAGUGAGAAUGGAGGAAGUAACAGCCGCGAGAGAGCACCUUCACAGAGUUCUGACAGAGAUAUUACAAUGACCGGUUUGUCUACAGCCUCGAAUGGUACUAAUGGGUCAGUCAAUACUCCUACAAGCAGGAAGAGGCAAAGUGUAGACGGUGUGGAAUACCCUCGCAGACGUGCAACAAUAGCAUGUGAGGUCUGUCGUUCUCGGAAGUCACGAUGCGAUGGUUCAAGACCGAAAUGUCGUCUUUGUAUCGAGCUGAAUGCAGAGUGUAUAUACCGGGAACCCGGCAUUAAACUCGACGCUGGUGACAAACUCAUCCUGGAACAUCUCUCCCGAAUCGAAAACCUACUCCAAACCGCACUUCCUUCAAGCCCUUCUGGUAGCAACAAUGGUAUGCCGAUGUCAGCUGGAUCUCCAGCUAUCAGCAAUGCCACCGGGAUUAGUACUGAGGAUAUGCUGAUGAAAUCCACCCUCAAUCUUUCUGGUAUUGGUAACCCUGGGCCGGUCGGUUUGGGGACAUGGUCAAACUUUUCCAGCAUGCCCAAAAUCCAUUCAACGCCUGCGCUCCAUCUCCUUCAAUGGCCCAAGAUAUCGCAAUUGGUCUCGCGCCCCUACAGCCCAUCACAUCUGCUACAACUUGAGUUGGCUCGAACCCCGCUACAACUAAACACCUCUUUGACACUUGAUUUAUCUAAUACUGCCGCAUAUGUACAAGCUUUUUUCGAGAGAGUUAAUGUGUGGUAUGCCUGUGUUAACCCAUAUAACUGGACAAGCUACUAUCGAACAGCUCUGUCUCAAGGGUUCAGAAGCGGGCCCGAGAGUUGCAUCGUUCUAUUGGUAUUAGCUCUUGGUUGUGCCAGUACUAGAGGCAGUAUUUCCCGCAUUUCGCAAGACGAAGACCCUCCCGGGAUGUCAUACUUCUCGGCGGCAUGGGGACUAUUGCCAUCACUUAUGACAAGAACGACAAUGAUCUCUGCUCAAUGCAUGAUUCUUACGUCGGCAUACCUGUUCUAUAUUGUCAGGCCACUCGAAGCGUGGACUUUGCUCAGUAGCACCAGCAUGAAACUACAAUUGCUUUUAAGCACCAACCCUCCAGCGAUGUUGCCAACCGCCAGCAGGGAGUUGAGUGAAAGGGUUUACUGGAAUGCUUUACUGUUUGAAAGUGACCUUCUUGCGGAGCUUGAUCUGCCUCACUCGGGUAUAGUUCAGUUCGAAGAAUCCGUAGGACUGCCUUGUGGGUUUGAGGAGGAAGACGAGGAACCCGUUGGUGGAGGUCGUGAUGAUCUGUGGUAUUUCCUUGCCGAGAUCGCUUUACGUCGGUUGCUCAACCGCGUGAGCCACCUCAUUUACUCCAAAGGCACAUCCACUGCGAUAUCUUCACUAGCACCCAUUGUUGCGGAGCUUGAUUACCAGCUCACACAGUGGUAUGAGAGUCUACCAAUACCAGUUCAAUUUCCACAUAGCAGAAUCAUGUUAUCAAACCCGGUACAAACAGUUUUGCGGUUGAGAUAUUUUGCUUGCAGGACUAUCAUAUUUAGGCCAUAUAUUCUGGCAGUGCUGGAGAAUGAGAAGCUUGGGAUGGAUAGCACGGUUCGGGAAAAUUGCCGCAAGUGUCUGGAGGCGUGUAUUCGACAGUUAGAGCAUGUUACGGAACAUCACGCUGGACAUAUGCCUUACCUUUGGCAAGGAGCAUUAUCCAUUGUAUCACAAUCUCUCCUUGUUAUGGGAGCAACAAUGUCCCCGUCGCUUGCUUCGGUUCUCCCCGCACCAGAGCAAAUGGAUAUAAUGUUCCAAGAUGUCAUCGAGGAAGUCGAACGCUACGCCCACCUCGCACCUAGUUUGAGAAUGUCGGCAGAAAUCAUCCGAGAAGCUGAGGAUAGAAGACAAGUCUAUCUUCGCAAUGCGGGGAUGAGGGUAUAA
Molecule: messenger RNA, 2148 nt
Organism: Morchella sextelata
Lineage: Eukaryota; Fungi; Ascomycota; Pezizomycetes; Pezizales; Morchellaceae
Exons: 5
Coding region: 1-2148 (715 amino acids)
Biological process (GO): regulation of DNA-templated transcription
Molecular function (GO): DNA-binding transcription factor activity, RNA polymerase II-specific; zinc ion binding
Source: RefSeq, a predicted model, not a curated record